Molecule: messenger RNA, 2943 nt
Organism: Coccinella septempunctata (seven-spotted ladybird)
Lineage: Eukaryota; Metazoa; Arthropoda; Insecta; Coleoptera; Coccinellidae
Exons: 3
Coding region: 1-2943 (980 amino acids)
Source: RefSeq, a predicted model, not a curated record
AUGAUUUCACCUGAUAACGUUGAUUCAGUGCUGAAGAUAUUAGAAAUGAGGUUCGGACGUCCUGAUCUGAUAAUCGAUGGACUUAUAUCAAAGAUUAAAGCUGUGACACCGAUCAGAGAACAUAAUAUAGAGAGUUUGAUCAAAUUUUCAAAUCAUAUAUCUUGUUUAGUCGCAACAAUCAAAUCCUUGGGUUAUAACGAACAUCUUCAGAAUCCUACAUUGGUUCGAGACAUCGUACAAAAGCUUUCAGAUAUGAUUAAACUUCGCUGGGGGGAGGAAGUUAUGAAAAAACAUGGUACUGUUGACCUCAGUGAUCUCUCAGAUUGGAUUUCAGACAUAGCAGCAGCAGCAUGUUACUCUACCCAGACGGAAGAUCUUAGAAAGGAAAACGUUCUUGCUGUGGGACAAGGUGCGGCAAAUAUUCUUUUGCGGAUGAUCAAGGUGAGAUUGUAUGGAAAAAAUGAUUUUCUGGAAACCAUUGCACUCUGUGAUGAAGCUUCGACUGUGACUCUCAUAGACAAAUCCAUUGUUGACCACCUGGAAAUAGAAGGGAAUGUGGAAUCUCUUUGUAUACAAUGGACGAAUAAUAUGACAUCGUGCUACGAAGAUUCUCAUCGCCUAGACCUUGAUAUAUCGGGAAUCCAUGAAAAUGCCAAGAGAUUCACCAUGAAAAAUGUGAGGUCUGUGGAAAAUCUAUCUUUACCUGUUCAAGUCAUUAAGGAAACAGACUGGAAGAAAUAUCCUCACUUACAAGGCAUUCCUUUCAAUGAAAUUCAAGGACGUCCGAUGAUUCUUUUAGGCCAAGAUAACAUCCGACUCACAGUGGCCAGAAGAGUUAUUCAGGGUCCAGAAAAUUCUCCACUUGCAACAAAAACCAAUCUCGGUUGGAUUUUACACGGUGAUGUGGAUAAUCAUCAUGGCAAUAAGGGAAUUUUUCAUUCCUUUCAUAUUUGUCAUUGUGAAACGGUUGCUGACGACGAGCUUCACAAGAUGGUGAAACACUCUUUUAGUACUGAAGCCUUUGGAGUUCGAGUAGCUAUAAAAUCCAACAAAAAAGGCAGCAGGGCGCUUGAAAUAAUGCAAAAAACUGCAAAACGAAUCGGUGACCGAUUUGAAAUAGGACUGCUCUGGAGGGAGAACGAUAUUCACUUGCCUGAAAGUAAAAAUGUAGCCGUUCGAAGACUUAUGUGUGUGGAAAAACAGAUGCACAAAGAUGAAAAUUUCAAGAGAAGAUACUGUGAGAAAAUUGAAAGUUACUUAAGGAAAGGAUAUGCCAGGAAGCUGUCAGCUGAAGAAGCAUCUGAAGAAGGUCCUCGUUGCUGGUACUUACCUCAUUUUGGAGUGAUAAAUCCGAAUAAACCAGCCAAGCUGCGACUUGUUUUCGAUGCUGCUUCAAAGUCGUGUGGAACUUCCCUAAAUGAAAAUUUACUUGCUGGACCAGACCUCUUACAACCAUUGGUGGAAGUAUUGAUAAAGUUUAGACAACGAAAGAUCGCCUUCUGCAGUGAUGUUCGUGAGAUGUUCCAUCAAGUCAAGAUCAUUAGUUCGGAUCAAUGCUCCCAAAGAUUUCUCUGGAGAGAAGGAAAUACCCAAAAACCACACGAUGUUUACGAAAUGCAAGUCAUGACAUUUGGUGCUACCUGUUCUCCGACUUGCGCGCAAUUCGUUAAGAAUUUGAAUGCCCGACAACUAACCCAAAGACAAGAUAUUUUGGACGCUAUUGAGAUGAAACACUAUGUCGAUGAUCAUUUAGACUGCACCGACACUGUAGACGAAGCCUUAGAAAAAAUUUUUGAAGUGAAACGUAUUCAAAAUUUGGGUGGAUUUGAAUUAGUUGACUGGACAUCAAACUCUAAAGAUGUUAUGGAUGCUCUUGCUACACAAGAAGAUAUUAUAUGCAAAGAUCUUGAUUUUAACUCUGAUAGGUCGAUACAACGAAUUUUAGGACUUUCCUGGGAUUCGAAAUUAGAUAGCUUCUGUUUUAAACUGAAAUCCAACAUUUUUGCGGUCGAAACCAGAAAUGGCACAACGAAAAGACAAAUUCUGAAAAUAGUGAUGUCCAUUUUCGACCCAUUAGGACUUAUUGCUAAUUUGACAGUACGAGGAAGAAUCCUCAUUCAAGAUAUAUGGAAAUCCGGAAUUGCCGCUCUAAUGGGAGCAAGACUCAAGAAAAUGCUGAUCAAAACGUUAGAAAUCAAAAUUGACAAAACGUACCUAUGGACUGAUUCAACAACAGUACUUCACUGGAUCAAAAACGAUGGGAGUAAACUGGAACAAUUUGAAUCUCAUCGCGUAGGUGAAAUUCAAGAGUCAACAGACAGUUUUGAUUGGCAUUGGGUUCCAUCCAAGUCAAAUGCUGCCGACAAUGCCACAAGAACCUAUUUUGAUGAUGGAAAUAAUUUGGAUUUCAAUCGUUGGCAUAAUGGACCAGAAUUUCUACAACUCCACGAUGAAAUGACAUGGCCGAUAAAGAAAACUGACUGUGGGGGAAUUUUGAAAAAUUCUGAAGAUGAAGAAGAUAGUCAACCGAUAGAAUUUUUGGCCACUAUUCUAGAAAAUGAUUCCUGUUUACCCGAUAUAAACCGUUUUUCCAAAUGGAUGAGGUUGAUUAGAGCCACGGCCUGGGUGCUGGUAGUCGCUAAAUUGUUGAUUUCAAAACUUCGUUCCAAAAAUAGUCAAAUUAAAGCAGAAAUUACCACUUCAGACCUCGAAGAAGCUGAAAUCAGAUUAAUCAAGCAAUGUCAACUGGAGAGUUUUCCAGAAGAAAUCUCUUUCUUAAAGAAAAGCAUGUGCUUGAAGAAUAAGAGUAGACUAAAACAACUUUCACCGGUAAUGGAUAAAAAUGGAGUCUUGGUAGUGAGUGGACGGACUGACUUGGCCACACAAAUGGAAAUGACAACCAGAAGACCCAUAAUAUUGCCAUCUAAACAUAGGUUGAUUUAA